Molecule: messenger RNA, 657 nt
Organism: Trichomonas vaginalis G3
Lineage: Eukaryota; Parabasalia; Trichomonadida; Trichomonadidae
Product: glucose import
Exons: 1
Coding region: 1-657 (218 amino acids)
Biological process (GO): transmembrane transport
Cellular component (GO): membrane
Molecular function (GO): transmembrane transporter activity
Source: RefSeq, a predicted model, not a curated record
AUGGGAAUUUGCGGCAAGCAUCUACUGUACGCAUUACCUAGUGUAUUGACGCCAUUCACAUUUGGUUACAUUGUUGGUUACACAUCUCCUGCAUUACCUUAUUACCAAGAGAAGUUUCCAGAUUUAACGUCCUUUGAAGUAACGAUUUUUAACGCCAUUACAUCAUUGUUAGCAUGCUUUGGUCCUUAUCUUACUACAUUCCUUUUCAAGUUCUUCGGAAGACGAGUUGUUACUGUCAUUUUGGAUGUUGCUAAUAUUAUACUAUGGGCUUGUUUAUUCUCCAUUACAACAAAGAAGCUUUACUAUUUUGGGAUAUUCAUUUGCGCACUGUUAGGUAUCAUUUUGGGCGCUUGCUCAGCUAUUGGACCUUUGUAUCUUGUUGAAGUCGCACCACCUGAGUAUGGUGGCUUCUUCGGCUCAAUGAAUCAGAUGUCAAUUGUUUUGGUAUCAUCAUUUUAUUCUGCAUUGGUGAAUAUUAUCACCCGUGGGCUCUUCAUAUUCUUGCCAUCGUUACAUCUGCUGUCCAAAUUGCCACAAUUUGGUUUGUCCCAGAGACAGCUCCUCAAAAGGAAGAUAAUGAUCAGGAAGAUGACUCCGAAGAUGAUAUCAAAGAAUCAAUCUUUGAUAAACAAUACAUCAAGAAGGUUAUCAUUAUGA